Messenger RNA from Colletotrichum fioriniae, 492 nucleotides. RefSeq lists its product as uncharacterized. The record is from RefSeq and is a predicted model, not a curated record. Lineage: Eukaryota; Fungi; Ascomycota; Sordariomycetes; Glomerellales; Glomerellaceae.
AUGCGUUUCACCAGCAUCUUCGCUCUCCUGGCCGCCUCGGUCGCCGUCGCCCAGUCCGCGGAUGAGAGCACCACGACCAUGACCGCCACCACCACCAAGACGGUUACCAUCACCAAGUGCAACCCGACCAACACUGCUUGCCCCUUGUACACGCCGACUUCGACUGUUGAGCCUACCAUCAGCUCGACGACCUCCACUCCCAUUUCCACCUCCACCUCCACCUCGUCUUCUUCUUCUUCUUCGUCGUCGUCCUCGUCGUCAUCGUCCCACUUCUACCCGGCUGCCAACUCCACCAGCUUUGCCGGCCCGACCGCCUCGGCUCCUUGGACCAAGUCUACCGUUCUUCCCAUCAAGACCUCUGCCGACUCUUCCGCCCCCACCUCUGCAGGCAGCGCUGUUCCUUCCGCACCUGCAAGCGCUGGCUCUGGUCUCUUCGUUCAGAGCGGUCUCAUGGCCGCCGUUGUCGGUCUUGUUGCUCUCGCACUGAACUAG